Closterium sp. Yama58-4 is the source of this 909-nucleotide messenger RNA. The record is from the annotation of a GenBank genome assembly. Lineage: Eukaryota; Viridiplantae; Streptophyta; Zygnematophyceae; Desmidiales; Closteriaceae.
AUGUGGGCGUAUCCGCUAAAGCAGAAGGACCACGCCGCCUCCACGAUACAGGACGAUUGGCUGCCAUUCAUGGAGAAGCAGGCGGAGUGUGUAGUGAAGCGGAUUAGGACAGACCAGGGUGGUGAGUUCCUUGGAGCUGAGACGACGGUCUGGCUCAAGAAGCAGGGCAUCGAGAGGGAGCUGACCACGACUUAUACCCAACAGUCGAACGGUGUAGCAGAACGGGCGAACCGGACCAUUCUAGAGACAGCUAGGGCGCUGCUCAUAGAAUCUAGCCUUGGCAACUCGAUGUGGCCCCAUGCUGUCCGGCACGCCACCGUGGCUAGGAACAGGGUGCUCACUAAGGUUGGUGAUGACCCGUGGCUUGGGAGGAAGCUGAGGGUGUUUGGUUGCAUGGCAGUCGCCCACGUCCCCAAGACCUACCGCAGUAAAUUGGAGGCGAGUGCAAUCUGGUGUGUGCAUUUGGGGCUGGCUGCUGAGAGCAAGGGAUGGCUGCUGUGGGAACCAUCCAAGGGUGUGUUGUUUGACAGCAGGGAUGUGAAGUUUGUUGAGGGCAUGAUGUAUGGGAGCUGGGAGAAACAGCCGGAGGCCAGGGUGUCCCAGCAGAUGGAGCAGAUUACCAUGCAGCUGGACCUGACUCCUAGUGUAUGGGAGGAGGGAGAGGAGGCAGAGGGUGGUGAUGGAGAGAAGGUGCAAGAGGCACCUGCUGGUGGAGGAGAUGAUGUGGAGACUAGUGGUAGCACCAGGGAAGCUGCUGGACCUGUGAGAGGAGAGCAGCAGCAGGGCAAAGCUAAGGUGCCUAAGCUACCACAAAGGAGGAAGCUGAAGGGUGUCAUUAUGAAGGGAUGGGAGACACCCGUCUCUAGGCCAGGACGCACCCGCAUGGCAACAAUGAAGCUGACUGCAUGA